Messenger RNA from Acanthoscelides obtectus, 1241 nucleotides. NCBI's taxonomy places the organism in Eukaryota, Metazoa, Arthropoda, Insecta, Coleoptera, Chrysomelidae. The record is from the annotation of a GenBank genome assembly.
AUGAAAUGCCUAGAUAAGGCAUCAAUCUUAUCUGAAAUGAUUAAAGGAUCGCUUUCGAUGCACUUAGUACUCUAGACGUCGUUGAUCAAAAUAAAGCAUUUUCGAGUGCGACAUUUCAAAUGAAAUUGUAACAAAAAAUGCGGGAUGAGUAUGACGAAGUUCCACUAGGUGAAGAUACAACAGACGAAAAGCAGCAAUGGAACCUCUUCAAAAACAUACCAAGAGAGACAGAAUCGGCAUCUGCUGUCGAAUCAAAGCUAUUAGAAUUCGGGAUAAAAUGUUUGAAGCUUGCAACUAUUGUUAUAACAUUUUUUGUGGUACUCAGCACGGCGGUCGUAUCAAAAGGCACGCUUCUUUUUAUGGUGUCGCAGGUGAAGCUAAAUACGUCUAGACAAUUCUGCAAUAAAGGAUUUGGAAUAGAUGACAGACAGCAGUUCUUCGUAACACUACCACCAGAAGAAACUACAGUGUGGAUAUGGACGAUAAUCUUCGCGUACUGGAUCCCUGAGAUCGGCACAUUCAUAAGAUCAUUGAGAAUAAUUUGUUUCAAGCAUUGGGAAUAUCCCAAGGCAGUUGAAGAGUUCCUGCGACUAUGCUUCGUGGAACUGUUACCUGCCAUAGGAAGCGCUAUUCUGGUCUUUGUGGUGUUUCCGGAGCUGGAUGUUAUCAAGGCCGCGAUGCUAACCAAUGCUGUGUGCUUUGUUCCUGCAGUAUUAUCACUGUUUUCGAAGAGGAAGCACAAGCUGCUGAUAGUGCUGGACAUACUUGCGAUAGUAGCACAGGCCAGCGCGGCUAUAGCUUGGCCGAUAUUGGAGAAUAAGACUGAGCUAUACUUCAUACCGAUAGCAGUAUUAUUCAUAUCGAUGGGAUGGGCUAGAAAUUACAUGCCCAAAGACUGCUCCCUUUUUUGUGGUUGGAAACAGAAAGAGCCAAAUGAAGACCAAGCCGAUGAGGAAACGCAGGAGCUUACGAUGAAGCAACCAGAUAAGAAGAAAGGGACAGAGAACGAUAUGUACUUCAUGUAUCUCUUCAUAGCUCCGUUUAAGUGUUUGGUCUUUCUUAUGGUGGCUGUGUUGGCUAUAUGGAUAAAAGAAGGAGACGCGACGUUCAUGUUCGACCUAUUUGAUGAUGCUUUUCGGAGACACACGCUCGUGAUCAAUGAGGUGAGUGGUGAUGACAAUUGAGCUUUCAUGCGUAAGGAAGUUCAGAAAGUGUUCUGUGAUUCUAUAGCCUGUAUAUAC